Rotaria socialis is the source of this 372-nucleotide messenger RNA. Lineage: Eukaryota; Metazoa; Rotifera; Eurotatoria; Philodinida; Philodinidae. The record is from the annotation of a GenBank genome assembly.
AUGGCCAAGGAAAUCGAGAAGGCAAAUGAAGAAGAAGAAGAAGAAGAUUCUGCUGUACGGCUUCUUCGUGAAAUGGGUUAUAAGCAAGAGCUCUACCGUGGUUUUGCACCGUUCAUGUCAUUUACGUUUUGUUUUACUGCUGUAAAUGUACUAGCAUCGAUUACAAUUGGUUUUUCUCUCUCGUUGAAGACAGGUGGAUCAGCAAUUGCCAUUUGGAGCUGGUUUCUUAGUUCUAUCUUCACAAUUCUUGUUGGUUUGUCAUUCGCCGAAAUAUGUUCGGUCUAUCCAAGCGCCGGAUCUGUCUAUCAUUGGUAUGUAAUUGAUGAGAGAACAUCACUAAUGACGGAAUCUUAUUCAAAUCUCAUCCUAUAA